AUGAUUGGGGACACCGAGAAGGCUCGACACCCCACCCGUGGCGAUGAUUACAUAUAUCACAGUCCAUGCUGCUAUCCAAUGGGCUAUCAGGUAAUAUACGCUCCGCUUAUGGCGACGGUUGAUCAGUUUCAGCUGGGUUCAUCCGAUGUUCGAGGUAUCACGGCUAGCCCAUCUAAGUAUGGAAUUUCAGUGUUUACUUUUGAUUUUCAGUUACCAAGGUGGAUUCUUUUCACUCAUAUUAUAUUUCCUUAUGUUGCUGUUCUCCGCAUUCUGCUGCGUGAAACCAGGCGCCCAGCUGCAUACUUCCUGGUACGGUGA
Coccidioides immitis RS is the source of this 318-nucleotide messenger RNA. RefSeq lists its product as uncharacterized. The coding region runs from base 1 to 318 and encodes 105 amino acids. NCBI's taxonomy places the organism in Eukaryota, Fungi, Ascomycota, Eurotiomycetes, Onygenales, Onygenaceae. The transcript has a single exon. The record is from RefSeq and is a predicted model, not a curated record.